CUUGCUUUUGAGAAUACCAUGAUUGGUUGAUCGAGGCUGAUACUCUAUAGCGAACCGUUUGCUCUCGAUCCAUCACAUUACUGGACAUUUCUUAUAUUUUGUUUUCUCAAACAGCGAAUAACUCGCUAUCUAGAGCUCGACCUGGUGUCGUCCAGCUACUUGUUGAACUAGCGAGGAAGGCUACCAUGGAAGUGUUCUUAAGUCCGGUACCAUUUAGCCUAACAUGAAAAGUCAACAAAACUCUCAAGUCAAAAAAAGAAAAGUCCAUCGGGAUGUUUAUCUCUCGUAGCCGAGAAACCUUCAUCCUCUGUCACAAGCGAAACUUUCUCAUUCUUUAGUGCUGACGUCAUCACCAAACCACUUCCAGCUUCCACCAAAACAAAUUUCCUGUUCUGGCGGCGGCUCACCUGCAGUCAGGCCACAGCCUCGUCCCACCACAGUACGGAAGGUACCGCACCUCAUGGAGGACUUCGUUCAAUUUCUGUCUCCUUCUCUCCUUCUCGCCUCCUCCCGAUUUCAACCUCACCAUCUCCAAAUCCCACAACAGAAUGGAGACUCUCUUCCCCCACCUCACCUCCACCGGCCCUGCUCCCUCCCACCGCGUCGUAUCCUCCACCUACCUCGCCUCCUUUAACGCCCUCGUCCAAGAAGGCAAGCUCCGGCCCCUCGUCCUCCCCUAUCACCUCUACGGCUGUCUUAUCCUCCUCCUCUGCCUGUGUAUACCGCACACGCAGAGCCCGGUGAUAUAUGCUGCGCGAUGGCCUGUCCUGGCGGUGAUUCUGGCGUUUCAAUGGAAGACGCUGUGGGAGGCGACGAGUAUGAGUAUGGCGACGGGAUUUGCGGCGGGACUGAUUGCGGCUUGGAGCGCGGUGUGGAGUAUUACGUGGUUGGUCUUGUAUAGGCCGCAGUUUGAUGCGAGGAGGGUUGAAAGGAGGGUUAAGUCUGGACCUGGAGGUGGACUGGGGAGGAAAGGCGAAAGCAAUGGGAAUGCGAGGCGGGGAAAUGGGAUGGCGACGGGACAUACAAAUGGAUCUGCGGAACUGAAAUACAGAGGGAAGGAGGUCACAAAGAUUAAUGGGAAAUUAGAAAAAGAUACUGCUGAAUGGGAGUACUACUGGCAGCCAUACCCAUCCACCUUCAUCGACCGGUUUAACUGGACCUCCGAUCUCCUCAUCAACUUCCGCGGUCCCGGCUGGUCCUGGGCCAUUCCCCCUCUCCCUCCCUUCCCACCAUUCAUCCAAACCCAACUAGGCGAACAGGUCACCGCUCAGUCAAUAUCAGGGACAUCCUCCAUCGGCCUCCAACGAUACGAUACCCGGCGCGAACUCGCACGUGCGCAACUCCCGCGCUUCAUAGCAGGCUACCUCCUCCUCGAUAUCCUCAAAAUACUCAUGAUGAAAGACCCCUACUACAUCUUCGGACCCAACAGCUACGCGCUGCCCUCACACCUCUCCUACUUUCAAGACUCCCCCACAACACUCCGCUUCAUCCGACAAGCCCUUAGCUCACUAUCCAUCAUCGUCUCCCUAGAAAUGGUCUUCCUCCUCGUCCCCCUCCUCCUCUGCCUCCUCUCCGGCCCAUCAAUCUUCGGCCUCCGCGCCGAACCCUGGUACUACCCCACCACAUGGGGCUCCUGGUCGAACAUCACCUCCAAGGGACUGAACGGCCUCUGGGGAGGCUGGUGGCAUCAAACCUUCCGGUUCAUCUUCUCCGCGCCGUCAAACUUCCUCAUUGCGAACGGCUACAUAAAAGCCGGCUCUCCCACAGCCAAAGUCCUAGCUUUUGUCUUCGCAUUUGGCAUUUCGGGAAUCCUACAUGCUGGUGGGAGCGUGAGCCAGUUCCCCUCCACGUAUCCCACUCACGCGCCUAUCUUCUUCAUGCUACAAGCCCUGGGUAUAGUGGUACAGGUGAGCUUCUGCUCUGUAUUCCACGAUAUUAUUAAAACGUUUCCGGGGUGGCUGAGAAAAGGUGGGAAUUUGGCAUUUGUGGUUGUGUGGUUGUUUGGGACGGGAGGCUGGCUUACGGAUGAUUUUGCAAGGGGAGGCAUUUGGUUGUAUGAGCCGAUUCCGGUUAGUUUUCUGAGGGGACUGGGGUUUGGUGAUGAGGGGGAUGGGUGGUGGUGUUGGGAGCAUGUUGGGGUGGGGUGGUAUAGGGGGAGGAGGUGGUGGGAGAGUGGGAUUGCGAUUUAGAGAGAGUACUCAGAGGUUUUGGUUGUGUGGUGCGGUGCAUUUGGGGAGCGUUGCGGUUUGAUGAUUUAGGAUUUUACGAGGAUAUGAGGAUAUGAGGAUAGAAGGAAGGACACAGCAUGGCAUAGAUCAUAGAUCUGAAUCUGGGUCUGAACUAGCGUGGCGUUCAUUAGACGGCAGACCAUACAUGAGCAAUACAUCUUUGUAUUGAGGACCACUCCUCCUGAAUAUCAAAUCUCUAUUCACUUGAGCUGAAUAGCUGUAUGGCUUUAGCCAGGAAUAGUCGCAGGCAGGCAAUAUACAUACAUGCAUUUUCAAGGUAAGAGUACAUUCAAUGGUUCCAAAAGCUUGCAAAACAAACCCAUGAUACUUCUCUUCUAAUAAUAGAGUUAAUCAAAUUGAAGAUUAUAGUUUACUACCUAAAGUACGGCUCAUAUUCCCCUUCUUCAUUUCACUCUACUUGGAC
Molecule: messenger RNA, 2652 nt
Organism: Cadophora gregata
Lineage: Eukaryota; Fungi; Ascomycota; Leotiomycetes; Helotiales; Ploettnerulaceae
Exons: 2
Coding region: 549-2189 (546 amino acids)
Biological process (GO): lipid metabolic process
Source: RefSeq, a predicted model, not a curated record